AUGAUACGCGACACAGGGACAAUCAGAGGUCGCAGACACGUCGGAAAUCCGAGCACACCGAGUCCGUCACAGUCUUCCUGCUGUGCUGCCGUGCUGUUGCAGUCGUUCGGCGCUUUUCCAUCCACCGGCUCCAACGCUCAGGUCCGGGACUUUUGGUCCCCCCUAUCUUCUGCGAAAGCGCGAAAGCAGGUGAUGCGUGCCCGCGCAGACGUGGAGGUUGGCCUCGGCAUCGUCAUGCUUGCAGGAGCUCUUUGCAUGUACUGCGCGCCCAUCACCGUCAUUCUUUUCUGGAACGUCAUGAUGAUGAGGUACAUGAUGAGCUCUUGGACACAGGACUCCUUCCAGAGGAUCGACAACUUUCUCAACCCAAUACUCAUGAAAGUGCACCAUGCUGAGACUGCUCAGGGACUACGGUCCGCCAGAAAGGUCGAUAUGGCAUGUGCCUUUUUGUGA
Molecule: messenger RNA, 453 nt
Organism: Cladocopium goreaui
Lineage: Eukaryota; Dinophyceae; Suessiales; Symbiodiniaceae
Source: the annotation of a GenBank genome assembly